This is a messenger RNA of Eucalyptus grandis, 703 nucleotides long. Its product is annotated as pathogenesis-related protein 1. The record is from RefSeq and is a predicted model, not a curated record. Gene Ontology annotation, cellular component: extracellular region. The coding region runs from base 36 to 545 and encodes 169 amino acids. The transcript has a single exon. Lineage: Eukaryota; Viridiplantae; Streptophyta; Magnoliopsida; Myrtales; Myrtaceae.
CUUCCUUCGCCAAAUUUCUUUUGGUCUCUCACAAUAUGAGUUCCCGUAUGACAAUCCCUCUGCAUCUUAUUUUUCUCGUCGCGUUAACCCUAGCAUUGACCCUAGCAUUGAUCCCUCUGUCCAUCGCCCAAGACUCGCCCCAAGACUAUGUCGCGGCCCACAAUGCGGCUCGCUCUCAGGUUGGUGUGGGCCCGAUGGCGUGGGACGAAACCGUCGCUGGCUAUGCCAGGGAUUACGCCAACAAGCAUGCCAGCGACUGCACGCAACUCGUUCAUUCAGGCGGACCCUAUGGGGAGAACCUUGCGUGGGCUUCCCCCGAUCUUACUGGCACCGGAGCGGUGAACAUGUGGGUCGGAGAAAAGCCUGACUACGACUACAAUUCCAAUUCAUGUGCACCGGGAAAGGUCUGUGGACAUUACACUCAGGUGGUGUGGCGCAACUCUGUUCGGCUUGGAUGCGCAAAGGUCCAAUGCGCGACGGGCGGUACUUUGGCCACGUGUAACUAUGAUCCUCCUGGGAAUGUUGGUGGCCAGAAGCCUUAUUGAAUUACAAAAAGUUGUAUGUCGGAUGAUGAGCUAUUAUGUCAAAAUAAUGCCUCAUUAUGAUGAGGCCAGUGCUUUUGAUGCACCAAAAUUAAGUAACAUCAUAUGAAUGAUGCAUGUAAAUCUCUUUACUGAGGAAAAAGUUAACCUCUCAGUAUUUA